Messenger RNA from Impatiens glandulifera, 2782 nucleotides. RefSeq lists its product as uncharacterized. Gene Ontology annotation, cellular component: plasma membrane. Gene Ontology annotation, molecular function: calcium ion binding; protein binding. The transcript has a single exon. Lineage: Eukaryota; Viridiplantae; Streptophyta; Magnoliopsida; Ericales; Balsaminaceae. The record is from RefSeq and is a predicted model, not a curated record. The coding region runs from base 314 to 2656 and encodes 780 amino acids.
GAGAAAGAGAAAUAUAGAGAGAGAAAAUUGUUUUGUUCCACUGCUGGCUAACUGCUUUCAUAUGGGGAUACUUUAUCCGAAUAAUCUCAAGACAACUGUUUCCAUAUGAAUGAAUCAAUACUUAUCUUUAUAUACUCUCACUCGCCGUCGCCGUCGCCAUCGCCGCCGCGUCCUAUCUCCGGUGGAUCUACCGGCGGACGGUUGCUAACACUAUUUCCCUAACUUCACUCAAUUCUCAAUUGGAUCGUCACUUUCCUUAAUCCUCUGCAAUUUCUCUAUUCCAUAACCAUCAAAUCUUGACAUUACUCCACCAAUGGCGACAAGAGGCAGCAGGACAGUGAAAGUUAACAGAAUCUUCCAACGAUUCGACGUUAAUCAAGACGGAGGUCUCAACAGAGACGAAAUGGCAUCACUCGUAGUCGCCGUAAACCCUAGAGUCAAGUUUAGUGAAGAACAAAUCAACGCAAUCCUCGACGAGGUCUUUCGUACUUACGGCGAAUUCAUAGACGGCGAAAAAGGCUUAACUCUAAACGGACUCCUUCGUACUUACGACGAUGGCGCAGGCGACGUUGAUCGUGACUUCGACGCGCUAGGUCUUGAUCUCAAAUCGGAUACUAUUACAGGUAUUUCAAUUGAAGAAGCUUCCUCUUCGUCGAUAGCAGAUGAACGUGUUGUUCCGGAGACGCAUAAGAAGCAGAGAACGAGUGAAUGGGCAGCUUCACCUAAUCACGGGAUCUUAUUUGAUGAUACUUGGAAGAUCGUUGAAGAUUUGGAGAUUGUGAUUAAGAGAUUGAAAUCGAAACAGGAUGGGAAAUCGAAAGGGGAUAACUCGAACUCAGAUGCGUAUUCAGAUCCAGGUUGGUCAAGAGAAUUAGGUCCAGGACCAGAGAAUUAUUCAUUUGUUUGGGAUGAAUCACGAACUGAUUACACUUCAUUCGUUAGAGAAUUAACCGGUUUGAGAAAUCGAGCAGAUACUGGAAGAUCUAGGGAAGAAGCAUUCGAUGGUCAUAUGGCAAUUGGUAAGGUUUUAUAUGAACACCAGUUAUAUAAAGAAGCUCUUGUUUCAUUCAAGAGAGCUUGCGAAUUACAGCCAGUUGAUGUUAGACCGCAUUUUCGAGCUGGAAAUUGCUUAUACAUACUGGGAAACUAUCUCGAAUCCAAAGGAGAAUUCAAUCUGGCAUUAACAGCUGCUGAAGGAAAUGGAAACCAGUGGACAUAUCUCCUUCCUCAAAUCCAUGUUAACUUCGGGAUUUCUCUUGAAGCUGAAGGUAUGAUUCUAAAUGCUUGUGAACAUUAUCGAGAAGCUGCAAUUCUUUCACCAACGCAUUUUCGAGCUUUGAAACUGUUAGGCAGUGCUCUAGUUGGUGUAGGAGAAUAUAAAGCUGCAGUUAAAGCAUUAGAGGAAGCCAUUUUUUUGAAAAAUGAUUAUGCUGAUGCACAUUGUGAUUUAGCCUCUGCUUUACAUUCAAUGGGUGAUGAUGAUAAUGCCAUUAAAGAAUUUCAAAAAGCUAUUGAUCUUAAACCUGGUCAUGUAGAUGCUUUGUAUAAUUUGGGUGGUUUGAAUAUGGAUAUGGGUAGAUAUCAAAGAGCAUCCGAAAUGUACACUAGGGUUCUAUCUGUAGCACCUAACCAUUGGAGGGCACAGCUCAACAAAGCUGUAUCACUUCUAGGUGCUGGCGAAAAUGAAGAAGCUAAGAAAUCUAUGAAGGAAGCUUUGAAAAUGACCAACCGGGUCGAACUCCACGACGCCGUUUUGCAUCUCAAACGGUUGAAAGACGACGGAGGUUACGUCGUUAUCGACCCGUCGAAAUUUGCCACCUCCGGUGAUAAAACGACAGCCAGAAACGAGUUAGCGAACGCCCUGGAUAUCAGGGCGUUCCAGAGGAUCACUAGGCUAGACAGAUGCAGUGUGGACUUGAUAAAGAACGAGAUGAACGAAAACGUGCCCGUUUCUUAUUCGGGUCGCGGAGCUCCGGAAAAAACAAUCCGAAAGGCUCCGCUCGAGGAAAUCCUCCGUCGGUUGCUCGUGUUCUUGAAACCCGAAACGUUCGUGGAAGCGGUUAAAGCCAUAAACAACAAGAUUCUCUCGGUUCUGGACGAAACGGAGUCGGGUCGGGUCGACUUGGGUUUGUUCUUAGCAAUAACCGCCCCGAUAUGCAAUGGGUCACCCGAGAGGCGUAAACGGGUUGUAUUCGACACGUUACUAUGGAGGCCCGUGAACGAAGACGGGUCGACCCAUAUAAGAAAGGUGGAUGCUUUAACCUAUAUGAAAUUGUUGAGGGCAAUAUAUCUUCCAUCCAAUGGCAUAAGUGAAAUGCUGGAGAUCCAUGGGGAGAUGGAUUCUACUUCAUUGGUUUCGUAUUCCGAGUUCGUGACGAUGUUCGACGACUACGAUUGGGGGUUUGGGAUUAUGUCGUGCUUGUUGAAGCUUGAAUUGGGGGAUAGGAAACGACAUGGGAACCGUGUUUGCGCGGUUUGUCAGUACCCGAUAAUCGGGUGGAGGUUUAGAGAAAUGAAAUGUGGUUUCAGUUUAUGUAGCAGUUGCUAUAGAGAAGGAAAAGUGCCUAAUAUUAGUUCAAAGCAAGAAGGGUAUGUAUUUAAGGAGUAUGCUAGUGAAAUGGAAGCAAUUAAAGAUAAGUGUAAGUGUCUUAAUUAAGUAUGUAUAUGUUUAUCAUAUCUUUAUUGUUUAGUUAAAUAUAUGUGUAAUUAUUGACAUUAAUUGUAUAUUAAUAUGUGAAUUUGGAUUGAUGAUUCAUUGUUUGAUAAAUAAUUAUUCAAUGUG